AUGCCGAGACUCAAAUCAAUUUUAAAAAAAUCCAAUUCGUUUUCUUUCAAAUCUUCAAAAGAUUCAACGUUUAAAAAAGUUAGGUUUUCAGAUUAUGUAUCAACUUAUCACAUUCCAAGAAUGAAUAAAAGUAAACCCAUAACUCAUAAAAAACACAAAUAUCGCAAGCUCAAAUAUUUAAGAUAUACAAAGUAUAAUAAUGAUACCAAUGAAACGUCUGGAAAUACUGAAACUUUUAAUAUAUUCAAUUCAUUAAUCCCAGAAUCCAUAUUUAAUUCAUUCAAUUGUCAAUCAUUUAAUGUUCGAUUAUUUAACUUCCAUUCAUCUAACUCCGAUUCAUUUAACUUUUACGGAUCUGGAUAUACUAAAAUGGGUAAUACAAAAUUUACAUAUGAAGUUCUUAGUUCAGAACCUUCUAAUAAAGGAUUCUAUUGGAUACGCAAAGAAGUUUCCAAAUCGCUUUGUUAA
Lodderomyces pseudojiufengensis is the source of this 468-nucleotide messenger RNA. RefSeq lists its product as uncharacterized. The transcript has a single exon. NCBI's taxonomy places the organism in Eukaryota, Fungi, Ascomycota, Pichiomycetes, Serinales, Debaryomycetaceae. The record is from RefSeq and is a predicted model, not a curated record. The coding region runs from base 1 to 468 and encodes 155 amino acids.